Arthroderma uncinatum is the source of this 1503-nucleotide messenger RNA. RefSeq lists its product as uncharacterized. The record is from RefSeq and is a predicted model, not a curated record. NCBI's taxonomy places the organism in Eukaryota, Fungi, Ascomycota, Eurotiomycetes, Onygenales, Arthrodermataceae. The transcript has 3 exons. Bases 1 to 1503 code for a protein of 500 amino acids. Gene Ontology annotation, biological process: proteolysis. Gene Ontology annotation, molecular function: aspartic-type endopeptidase activity.
AUGCAGUUUUUGUUGCUAUGUCUUCUCUUAGCAGUCGCCCUACUAUCGACGGGCUCCCUGGCAUUCUAUCCCAUCAAGCUGCCUGAUUACGGCCAGCCGUCUCCGUCGGAUCAUGGCUCUGGUGAGAGGAAGCGAUUCUUCCCCGUCCCGGACUUAUACAAGCACGACCACGCCAUUGGAUCUACAACGUUGAAUAUCAAACGGCGUCCUAGCAAUUACCGUCGAGCCAACAACUUCCCUGCCGUCCUUGCAUCUGCACCAUCGGCGCCGAACACCCUCGGUAUCAACAACGAUGGCUUUGAUUACUCGUACUUCUCCGAAAUCAAGUUCGGAUCCGAGGGACAGAAGAUGUGGAUGUUGAUAGACACGGGAGCGUCGAGGACUUGGGUUUUUGGGACCGAUUGCACCAGCAAAUCGUGCGGAGCGCACAAUACCUUUGGAAAGGAGGAUUCGAAAACUAUCAAGGUCACGGAUGAGAAUUGGGACGUCACAUACGGCACGGGAAAAGUCUCGGGAGUCAUCGUGAACGAUACGAUGUCGUUCGCUGGUUUCCAGUUGGAUACUCCCUUUGGCUCUGCCCACACGGCCUCGGACGACUUUCUCAGCUAUCCCAUGGACGGCAUCCUAGGUGUAGGACCACAAGAUUCGAAAGCAAAGACUCCAACAGUCAUACAGCUUAUGAUGCAGCAGAACCUCCUAAAGAGCAAUAUCAUCGGUAUCAACCUCCAACGAAACUCCGAGGGCGCUACGGACGGGCAGAUCACCUUUGGAGAUGUCGACAAGAGCAAAUUCUCAGGGGACAUUACAUAUUCUGACAUAGUUCCUAGUGGUUAUCAGUGGGAAAUCAGCGUCGACGACAUGAUAAUGGACGGCAAACCUCUGAACUUCAAGGGACGAAGUGGGAUCGUUGACACUGGAACAUCCUUCCUUCUUCUGCCUCCUGACGAUGCCGACCUCGUUCACUCCAAGAUCCCUCAAUCAGCCAAAACUGCAGUCUUUUAUACUGUCCCUUGUUCUACAAAGACCAAUAUCGAACUCUCCAUCUCCGGCAUCAAAUACACCAUCCAGCCCAAGGACUAUGUCGGAUAUGAAACGAGCACAAAGGGGACUUGCAAUUCUCUGAUAAUCGGGCGUCAAGCCAUAGGUCCUAAGCAGUGGCUUCUGGGCGACGUUUUCUUGAAGAACGUAUAUUCUGUAUACGAUUUUGAUAAGCGUCGAGUUGGUUUAGCGGCGAGGAAUUACGGAGACUCCAAGAAUCCGACAUCUUCCUCUCCUCCCUCUCCAGCUCCUACCUCUGCGCAAGCACCAUCGGGCGGCUCUCCCGGUCUACCAGAGCAAUCUGGAACAAAGCCCACUGCAGGCUCUACCACCAGCGGCCCUGGUAGUAACCCGACAAAUCCUGCUGGCUCCAGUGCUGCAUCCAGUGUUUCCAUGCCGACUUGGCUUUCAGUUGCCAUCUUCCUAUCCACAGCUUCCUCCCUCACUCUCUACAGCUGGAUUUAA